Messenger RNA from Apodemus sylvaticus (European woodmouse), 4322 nucleotides. RefSeq names its product neurolysin (gene Nln). The record is from RefSeq and is a predicted model, not a curated record. Gene Ontology annotation, cellular component: mitochondrial intermembrane space. Gene Ontology annotation, molecular function: metalloendopeptidase activity. Gene Ontology annotation, biological process: proteolysis; peptide metabolic process. The transcript has 13 exons. Lineage: Eukaryota; Metazoa; Chordata; Mammalia; Rodentia; Muridae. The coding region runs from base 179 to 2293 and encodes 704 amino acids.
GGCGUGGGCCUGCAACACGUGGGAGGGCGCUGGCAGGGCUAGCGGUCUCAGUCUCGAGAUCUGGUCUCCUCCGCUCGGCCCACUCUCGGCUUCCGGGCCCGCGGACUCUGCAGCCCGCCUCCUGCACCUACGAGCCGGAGGACCACGCGCCAGCUGCUGCCGGCCUCCCUGCCUGCCCAUGAUCACCCUGUGCCUUUCGGCUCUGCGAGGCCUCCACAGAGCGGGUGGUUCCAGGAUUCGGCUUAGAAUGACGUUGGGAAGGGAGGUGGCAUCUCCUCUUCAGGCCAUGUCUUCCUACACAGCCACUGGCAGGAAUGUUCUCAGAUGGGACCUUUCUCCAGAGCAGAUCAAGACGAGGACAGAGGAGCUCAUAGCACAGACCAAGCAGGUGUACGACACCGUGGGGACAAUUGACCUGGAAGAAGUAACUUACGAGAACUGUCUGCAGGUGCUGGCUGACAUAGAAGUGAAGUACAUAGUGGAAAGGACCAUGCUGGACUUCCCACAGCACGUGUCGUCUGACAGGGGAGUGCGGGCUGCAAGCACUGAGGCAGACAAAAGGCUUUCUCGUUUCGACAUUGAGAUGAGCAUGAGAGAAGAUGUAUUUCAGAGAAUUGUUCAGUUACAAGAAACACUCGAUUUGGAGAAGAUAAAGCCUGAAGCCAGGCGAUACUUGGAAAAGUCAAUUAAAAUGGGAAAAAGGAAUGGACUCCAUCUCCCAGAACACAUAAAAAAUGAAAUCAAGUCAAUGAAGAAGAGAAUGAGUGAGCUAUGCAUUGACUUCAACAAAAACCUCAAUGAGGAUGACACGUUCCUUGUAUUUUCCAAGGCUGAACUUGGUGCUCUUCCUGAGGACUUCAUUGACAGUUUAGAAAGAACAGAUGAAGACAAGUACAAAGUUACCUUAAAGUAUCCCCACUAUUUCCCUGUCAUGAAGAAAUGCUGUGUCCCCGAAACGAGAAGGAAGAUGGAAAUGGCUUUUCAUACCAGGUGCAAACAGGAAAACACGGUCAUCCUGCAGCAGCUCCUCCCGCUGCGAGCACAAGUGGCCAGACUGCUCGGCUAUGACACCCAUGCUGACUUCGUCCUUGAGCUGAACACGGCGAAGAGCACAAGCCAUGUGGCAACCUUCCUAGAUGAUUUAAGCCAGAAAUUAAAACCCUUGGGUGAGGCAGAACGGGAGUUUAUCUUGAGCUUGAAGAAGAAGGAAUGUGAAGAGCGAGGUUUUGAGUAUGACGGGAAGAUCAAUGCAUGGGACCUCCAUUACUACAUGACACAGACAGAGGAGCUCAAGUACUCUGUGGAUCAGGAGUCCCUCAAGGAGUACUUCCCCAUCGAGGUGGUCACUGAAGGCUUGCUAAGCAUCUACCAGGAGUUGCUGGGACUUUCAUUUGAGCAAGUGGCCGAUGCUCAUGUUUGGAAUAAGAGCGUUUCACUUUACACCGUGAAGGAUAAAGCUACUGGAGAAGUGCUGGGGCAGUUCUACCUGGACCUCUAUCCAAGGGAAGGAAAAUACAACCAUGCGGCCUGCUUUGGUCUCCAACCAGGCUGCCUUCUCCCUGAUGGCAGUCGGAUGAUGUCUGUGGCUGCCCUGGUGGUCAACUUCUCUCAGCCGAUAGCAGGUCGGCCCUCUCUCCUGAGACACGACGAAGUGCGAACUUACUUCCAUGAGUUCGGUCAUGUCAUGCAUCAGAUCUGUGCACAGACUGACUUUGCACGAUUUAGUGGAACAAAUGUGGAAACUGACUUUGUAGAGGUGCCAUCACAAAUGCUCGAAAACUGGGUGUGGGACAUUGAUUCCCUGCGAAAGCUGUCAAAGCAUUAUAAAGACGGACACCCUAUCACAGAUGAACUGCUGGAGAAGCUGGUGGCUUCGAGGCUGGUCAACACAGGUCUUCUGACACUGCGCCAAAUUGUUUUGAGCAAAGUUGACCAGUCUCUCCAUACCAAUGCAUCGCUGGAUGCCGCGAGCGAAUACGCUAAAUACUGCACCGAAAUUUUGGGAGUUGCAGCUACGCCAGGUACAAAUAUGCCAGCUACUUUUGGACAUUUGGCAGGAGGGUAUGAUGGCCAAUAUUACGGAUAUCUUUGGAGUGAAGUCUUUUCCAUGGACAUGUUUCACAGCUGUUUUAAAAAAGAAGGGAUUAUGAAUCCAGAGGUUGGAAUGAAAUACAGAAACCUAAUCCUGAAGCCUGGGGGGUCCCUGGACGGCAUGGACAUGCUCCAGAAUUUCUUGCAACGUGAGCCAAACCAAAAAGCAUUCCUAAUGAGUCGAGGCCUGAACGCUUCGUAAAGCAGCGACCCUGGGAGCUGUCCAUGUCUGGAGGACAAGUCAACACACCAUGUGGUGCCCGCCUGGAGACUGAAGGGAGUUUUACAAAUGAAAACUUAGAUUUCUAUUGAUUUGCUUUUGUUUUUUAAUUUUAAAAAUUAUACAGAUGUAAAUGGAAUUAUAAAUACUGUGACCUAAGAAAAGACCCACUAAAAAUAAUUGUACUAUAAAGUUUCAUAAAAAUGGAUUUGAUUUCUUUUGAUAAAAGUUUCAUAUGAAUGUAAUUUGAUUUUUUUUACUGUUAUAAUCCAGAUAAUAUAAUGUAAGAGGGCUAAGACAUUUUAAAUUGAAUCACAUACAUGAUAUAAUUUGAUCCUUCUUAUAUCUUGAAGUUUUAUACAUGAGAUUUCUGGACUGAUGAAUGAGUCAUCACAUUCUCUCUAGGAAAUAUUUUCUCAGAACCCUGCGUCAACCUGGACCCUGUGCCUCGCCGCUGAGCGACCAUGGGCCUGUAUGUGUCAAGGCGAGCAGGGUGUGCUUCAGUCUGUCUGUCUUUCAUAGUGAGCUCCGUGGUCCUUGGCUUCCUAGCACACUUACUUAGAUAUCUCCACUUAGAUUUGUGGUUUCAUUUCUAAAGUUAAUAAUAUCAUUAUUUAGAUAAUAUUUUUUAAUUUUGUUUUAACUGGACUAAUAUAUAAAUAAGUUUUGUGUCUUGCACUAGAAGCUCAAAUGUCAAGUCUUCGGUUGCAGUCACAGUGAGAAUAGCAGAGGAACUCGGGCAUCUUUUGGGUUCUUGUUCCUUUUAGUAUUUGCUAUGUAUUUGUUUCUGUUUAUUUUGCUUUUUUUUUGUUUUGUUUUGUUUUGUUUUCUGAGACAGGGUUUCUCUGUAUAACACUGACUGUCCUGGAACUCACUCUAUAAACCAGGCUGGCUUUAAACUCAGAAAUCUGCCUGCCUCUGCCUCCCAAGUGCUGGCAUUACAGGCAUACGCCACCACCGCCCAGCUUGCUUAUAUUUUUUUUUUUAUUUUGUUUGUUUGAGGCACCAUCUCACCGUGGAACCAGAUUAGCCUGGAACUCCUGGUAAUUCCCCUGCUUCAGCCUUCCAAGCCUUAGGGUCUCAGGUGUGAGCUUCCUCAAUCAGCUCAGUUCUCAUUUUCUACCAAGGAUUCUGACCUCGCCUCCCUGACAGUGGUGGGUAGACCCCGUAGUCACAGUGUGUUGAAGUGUCAGGGAGGGAUGACAUGCACUGGAACUUAGUUUUUGAAACUCCACAAGAGUGGGUUGGAGCGGAGUGUCUGAGAACAGCUGCUCCCGAGUGUUCCGUGGGCAGCCAAGCUGGAGGAAAAGGCCCUUCAGCAGUCUGCUUCAUAUGGCGACUGCUAAGUGAACAUCCAGCUCUCUAACUCCUUUUCCUGGGACCUAUGUUUCCAGCUCAGCAGCAGAGGAGUGAGCUCACAGCAUUAUUUUAGCCCUGGGAGUCUGCUCAGAAAGGAAGCCAAGUAGGAGAGAGCAGGAAGUGUAAGUGAGCCGUGAACGCACUCUCCACCGCUCUUUGAGUUGUUUCUCAGCACAUACCUGAGGAAUGACUUUCCUGGCAGGCAACGAAAUUAGAGCCUGUCUGCUCUUUAGACCAAGUGGACUUUGUGUUAAAUAAAAUAUUAUGUCGUGUAAUAAAGUUAUAUAGAGUACCAAGAACUGGUACACAGCAGGGAAGCCCUUUGUUUAUGUAGGUUGAUUUGAUUUUUGCAGGGCUGGGCAUCAAACCUCCUGCUUCUUCACCCAUGCCAGCAAGUGCUGUGCUCUCCCAGCUGUUUUUAUGCUGGUGGUGGUGGUAGGAACCUCUGGAAGCUUCUCACAUCUGACCCCACCCCCAUUUUUGUUUUCUACUUUCAGACAAAAAAAGGGAAGGAAAAAAAGCUCUCUUCUUUUUCUAUUAUUGCCCAGUGUGUCUCUGUCAAAAUAACUUUAUCAUAAAUAUUACUUGGAAAAGCUAAUAGCUGGUGUGUAAAAGACUGCACACAAUAAAGUUACUUCACUGUCCACCAGAA